GUGUAAGAAAUCCUUUAUUCACAAGGCCACUCUGAAGAGACAUCUCCGUGUGCACAGUGGGGAACGUCCAUACUCUUGUAAUGUGUGUAAGAAAUCGUUUGGUCAACAAUGUCAUCUUAAUAGACAUGUGCGUGUGCACAGUGGAGAACAUCCCUACCCUUGCAGUGUGUGUAGGAAAUGCUUUCGUGACAACAGUGCGCUCAAUAAACACAUGCGUGUGCAUGAUGGUGAACGUCCAUACCCUUGCAAUGUGUGCAAAAAAUCCUUUAAAGAUGUCACUACUCUUUGUAGACAUCUAUGGGUGCAUGGUGGGGAACGUCCCUACCCUUGCAGUCUGUGUAAUAAAGCGUUCUGUGACAACAGUACUCUGAACAAACAUCUACGUGUGCAUCGUGGGGAACGUCCAUACCCUUGUACUGUAUGCAAGAAAUCCUUUUGUGACAUCAGUACUCUCAAUAAACAUCAGCGUGUGCAUCGUAAGGAAUGUUCGUAUUCUUGCAGCGUGUGCAAGAAAUCCUUUAGAGACAACAGCAAUCUUAACAGACAUCAGCGUUUGCAUAAUGAAGAACACCUGUUUCAUUGUGCUGUGUGUAAGAAGUCGUUUAGUGAUAACAGUAAUCUGAGUAGACAUGUGCGCGUGCAUAAUGGGGAACGUCCAUAUCUUUGCACUGUGUGUAAUAAAUCCUUUAGUGACAACAGUAACUUAAGUAGACAUCUGCGUAUGCAUAAUGGAGAACGUCCAUACCCAUGCAAUAUAUGUAAGAAAUCCUUUAGUCACCAGUGUAAUCUUGUUGAACAUAUGCGUGUGCAUAGUGGAGAACGUCCAUUUGUUUGCAAUGUGUGUAAGAAGGCUUUUAGUCACAGCAGUACUCUGAAUAAACAUCUGAAUGUGCAUAGUGGAAAACGUCCGUUCGUUUGCAACAUGUGUAAGAAGGCCUUCAGUCACAGCAGUACUCUCAGUAAACAUCUGCGUCUGCAUAGUGGAGAACGUCCGUUUGUUUGCAAUGUGUGCAAGAAGAAAACCUUUAGUCACAGCAGUACUCCCAGUAAGCAUCUGCGUCUGCAUAGUGGAGAACGUCCGUUUGUUUACAAUGUGUGCAAGAAGAUCUUUAGUCACAGCAGUACUCCCAGUAAGCAUCUGCAUCUGCAUAGUGGAGAACGUCCGUUUGUUUUCAAUGUGUGCAAGAAGACCUUUAGUCACAGCAGUGCUCUCAGUAAGCAUCUAUGUGUGCAUAGUGGAUAAUAUCUGUUCGUUUGCAGUGUGUGUAAGGAGACCUUUAGUCACAGCUGUACUUUCAGUAAGCAUCUACGUGUGCAGUAUGUAAGAAAUCUUUUAGUGCGCACAGUAAUCUGGAAAUGCAUCCACAUAUAAUGGAGGAAGUGGAUGCCAGUGUAAUAUCUGUGAGAAGUCUUUUCAGGAUAAGUAUAGUCUCAGUAUACUCUAUCAGUGGAGAACUCUUUUGCAAUGAGAUAUUUGUAAGAAAUACAUUAGUUUAAUUGGAGAACUCUUUUUAGAAUAAGAGUGUUUCAGUAUAUAUCAGUUGAGAACACUUUUGCAAUUAGACGUUUGUAAGAAAUAUAUUAGUUUACUUACUGAUCUUUAUCAAUAUAUAUACGUGGUAUGUUCAAAAAGUAUUGAACCUUCUUUUUUCCCACGUAAACCAAUGAAGCGC
Messenger RNA from Cryptotermes secundus, 1673 nucleotides. RefSeq names its product zinc finger protein 271-like. Gene Ontology annotation, cellular component: nucleus. The transcript is spliced from 2 exons. Lineage: Eukaryota; Metazoa; Arthropoda; Insecta; Blattodea; Kalotermitidae. The record is from RefSeq and is a predicted model, not a curated record. The coding region runs from base 212 to 1243 and encodes 343 amino acids.